This is a messenger RNA of Xyrauchen texanus (razorback sucker), 2100 nucleotides long. Its product is annotated as POU domain, class 2, transcription factor 2-like. The record is from RefSeq and is a predicted model, not a curated record. Bases 1 to 2100 code for a protein of 699 amino acids. Gene Ontology annotation, molecular function: RNA polymerase II cis-regulatory region sequence-specific DNA binding; DNA-binding transcription factor activity, RNA polymerase II-specific. Gene Ontology annotation, biological process: regulation of transcription by RNA polymerase II. The transcript is spliced from 16 exons. NCBI's taxonomy places the organism in Eukaryota, Metazoa, Chordata, Actinopteri, Cypriniformes, Catostomidae.
AUGUUUGUUCCCUUGCCGGUGCCGUUAGUGUUUCAGAGAACCGCUCCUGACUUCAGCGCCUGGCGACUCAAGUCUCCGCUGCCUCUGCGCUCCGGUAACUCCGAUAUCAGGAUGUCUAAAUCCAUAGAGGAUGACAAGAUGGGUACUGAACUUCCAAUGGACAGUACAGACUCUGAGAGGAACAGUCCUGAGGCCAGCGAACAGGCCCUGCCAAUGAAAACAAGUCCUUUCUGUCUGUCUCCUGCCCCCAGCAACAUAAAGGUGAAAGCAGAGGAAGCCGCUGAGAUGGCCAGUGUUCAUGCCCCUCCACCUCCUCCAGCUCAGCCUCCUCUAUCACACACACAACUUAUGCUGGCAGGCAGUCAGCUUGCUGGGCUGGCAGCUCUCCUUCCUGCACAGCAGCAGCUGUUGCUGCAGCAAGCUCAGGCGCAACUAUUAGCUGCAGCAGUGCAACAGUCCAAUGCAGCGCAUGCCGCCCAUGCAGCUGCGGCAGCCAAUCAGCAGCAUCAACAGCAGCAGGCUAAUCAGGCAGCAGCACAAGCCCAGAAUCAUGCCAAACCUGAGCAAACCCCACCUCCGCUUGCCCUAUCACAGCCUAUCCAGCUCACUGCCCAGGACAUUCAGCAAUUUUUGCAGCUACAGCAGUUGGUACUGAUGCCAGGUCAUCAUCUACAGUCUCCUGCUCAGUUCCUGCUGCCCCAAGCCCAGACUCAGCAUGGCCAGCAAGGUAUGUACUCUCUCUCAGGUUUGCUUUCGGCACAAAAUUUGAUUUCACUACCUCAGCAAAGCCCAGGGAGUCUCCUGACCACCCCUCCUAGACUGGGGCUCCAAGCACAGCAUCAUCCUGAUGACAGGCUGUGGUCAUUACAGAGGGAGAAGAGUGUGGAGAGCACCGUGAGCUCCGCCCCCUCCUCAGCCCCGCCCAUGAGCUCCAUUUCCUCCGUGACCCCACAUGCAGAGGAGCCCAGUGAUUUAGAGGAGCUCGAACAAUUUGCACGAACCUUCAAACAAAGAAGAAUUAAACUGGGUUUCACACAGGGGGAUGUUGGAAUGGCGAUGGGUAAACUAUACGGCAAUGACUUCAGCCAGACCACCAUCUCACGCUUCGAGGCUCUCAACCUCAGCUUCAAGAACAUGUGCAAGCUGAAACCCUUGCUGGAGAAAUGGCUGAGUGAUGCAGAAACCAUGGCAAUAGACAACAUGCUGCCGAGCCCCAGUUCACUGUCCUCACCUCUGCUGGGCUUUGAAGGGUUGCCCGGACGCCGCCGGAAGAAACGCACCAGCAUUGAGACCAACGUCCGCAUUGCCCUGGAGCGCAACUUUAUCAUGAACCAGAAGCCUACCUCUGAAGAAAUCCUGCUGAUGGCCGAGCAGCUCAACAUGGAGAAAGAGGUCAUCCGCGUCUGGUUCUGCAACCGACGGCAGAAAGAGAAACGUAUAAACCCAUCUAGUGCCACCCCUCCCCUGCCCACUCAAGCCCCUGUACAGAUGCACAAACCCCCAUGCUAUAGCCCGCACAUGAUGUCCAGUCAGUCACUGGCCCAAGCAGUCACCAGUCUCAGCACAACAGCCGUCAGUCCCACACCUUCUGUGGCCUGCCCCCUUAACCUCAGUGGACAUGCAGCAAUGAGCUCCGCCCCUUCCUCUGCGACCCCACCUCCUCUCAGCACAGUGAGCCCCACCCCACCCAAUCUUAGCCACACUGGCUUGAACACAGGGAACACAAUGAUGGGUGUAAGCACAGGAUUGAACCAGGCCUUCCUUGGCAGUAACCCUCUGGCCACAAUGCAAGCCCUGGCUGCCAGUGGUGGCCAGAUGUCCAUUUCUGCUCUUGAAGGCAGUGGCCAAAUGUUCCUGGGUGGAGCUGGAGGUCCAGGAGCUGAACUUCGCCAAUCCCUCUUUUUAAACCAUCCCACUUUACUGGCCCUGGCAACAGGUGCAGGAAUGGGACUGGUCGGCACCCCCAGGGCUUCUCCGCCUCCUGGUGCGAGUGGUGUGAGACAAGACUCAUGCUCCGUCUCCUCCUGCUCAAGUCCCACCUCCUUCUGCUCAUUAGGUGAAGCCUCACCACCCCCUCUGGGUGGAGCUAUGGCUGAGUGA